AUGUCUUUCGGAUUUGGAGGGUUCGGCCAGAACAACCAAAGCAGCGGCUUUGGCACUGGCACUGGCUCUGCUUUCGGAGCAGGCGCCAACACUGGUGGAGGCUUUGGCUCGACAGCUUCCCCGUUCGGAGGUGCUACUGGCACUUCAGGUGCCUUCGGCGGUGGCGCUUCCAACACAUCUACUGGCUUCGGAUCUGGUUCCGGCACUGGCGGAGGAUUCGGAACUACUCCAGCACAGCAACCUAAUUCCCUUUUCGGCGGCCAAACUCGCCCUGGUGGAUUCGGCACCACCAAUACUUCUAACAGCGGAUCUCUCUUCGGAGGCACUCAGACUGCUGGCACCACAGGUGGCUUUGGUACUGGUGGAGGAUUUGGUUCCACCGGCACCACGGGCGGUUUUGGCGCUAAUGCCAGUGCAGCUCCCACGGGUGGAAGCCUUUUCGGUAGUGCUAAGCCUACAGGCUUUGGCUCUUCAGCUACAGGCACUAGCGGAUUCGGCACUAGUGGUGGCUUCGGAUCUACUGCUGCUUCCACCACAACCCCCAGCACAGGCUUUGGCUCAGGUACUGCCUUCCAAGGAGCUCUACCUACCUGCGAAGGUACUGGCAGCACCCCGUUCACUCCAUGGACCGAGAAGGAUACCAGCUCAGCCAACACCACGAACCACUAUCAAAGCAUCUGCUUUAUGCAACCCUACAAUAAAUGGUCUUUCGAGGAGCUGCGCCUAGCGGAUUACCAACAAGGUCGCCGCUUCGGCAAUGGCAGUGGACAAGCUGGUGGUUUUGGCGCUCCUGCUUUCGGUGGCGCCACUACUGGUGGAUUCGGUCAGCAAAACACUACAGCUACUCCUGGUGGCUUUGGCGCUAGCACCACUCCAUUCGGAGGGGCUGCCACGAGUGCGCCAUCUGGUUUCGGUUCGACCCAGACCGCAGGAGGAUUCGGCUCCACUGGUACUAACCCAUUGUUCGGCGGAGCAGCCAAACCAGCAACUUCCCUUUUCGGUGGUGGAACUACUCCUGCAGCUUCUUCGGGAUCUCUCUUUGGCGGAGCCACACAGACUACCGGUGGCUUUGGAAGCAACACCGGUACAGGAACCGGAUCAGCUUUCGGCAACACCGGAGGGUCCAUGUUCGGUGCCAACAACCAGCAACAAAACAAGCCUGCAUUUGGUGCACCCGCAACAACCGGCGGUAGCGCCUUUGGUGGUUUCGGCAAUACUCAAACAACUACUGCCGCCAAUCCGUUCGGAGCUUCGACUGCCACAGCCUCGCCCUUUGGUGGCGGUACUCAGCAGCAAACCCCAAGUGCCUUCGGUGGUUUCGGUGGUGCAACCCAACAGAACCAGGCUCAACCCCAAACUAAGUCAUUGUUUGGCGGCGGUGGAUUUGGCGCGGGCACCCAGCAACAGGGAACUGGCACAGGUUUGCUCGGCGGCGGCGCUGGCACUACUCCAGCCACUGGAUCUUCACUCUUCGGAGGAACCCAGCAGCAACCCCAGCAGCAAGGAGGUAGCUCACUCUUCGGUGGUCAAAACCAGCAAGCUGGUACCGGCAGUUCCCUAUUUGGCGGUGCACAGAAUCAGCAGCAACAAAAGCCGGGUGGUCUCUUUGGAUCUACCCCAGCUCCUGCCGCAGGUGGUUUCUCUGGCUUCGGUGCCUCGCAGCCCCAGCCAGCCGCUGGAGGUAGUAGCUUGUUCAACACACAGAACCAACAACAGCAGAAGCCCGGUGGCCUCUUUGGCUCGACUACAGGAACCGGUGGCGGUAUGUUCGGCGGUGGUCAAACCACCACAGGCCAGGGCGCCGGCUCUUCGCUCUUCGGUGGUCAAACCCAGCAACCACAGGCCGGUGGCCUAGGCGUUAGUUCUUUCGGCGCCUCUACGCCCGGACAACAGUCUCAGCCUGCCCCUGGUAGCUUCCAGGCGUCCCUCCUUGAUGGAAAUCCGUAUGGAAGCCAGUCCAUUUUCUCUGGUCUUCCUGCCCCUGGUGGAUCGACUCCUGGUCCCCUUGCUACGCCACUGUCUUCCAGCAUAAAGCAAAAGCAGCGAACCCCAUUGCCGGUCUACAGGAUCACUCCCAACGCUGCCAAUCGCCUCAUUACCCCUCCCAAGCGAGGAUACGGUUUCUCUUACUCUACCUAUGGCUCGCCAUCUGGCAACACAGGUACCUCAUCCGGUCUUGGUAGCAGUUUGUUGGGUGCUGGUGGCGGCAGUAACAGCCUCCGCGCCAGCUUCAAUGGCAGCAUCGGUCGUACCUUCAGCAAGAGUUACUCUACCAGCAACCUCAGCAAGAGCUUCGAUCCAGAGUCGGACAGCAUCCUUUCUCCCGGUGCCCUGCAGGCCGGCAGCGCACGUGGUAACAGCAACUUGAAGCGUCUCACUAUCAAUCGGGGUCUCAGAAAUGAAAUACUCUCGACCUCCGCUCGCACUUCCCCUGCCCCUCUUCUUACCAAUGGAGAAGACGCCACUCAGUCUGCCGACAAGCUGAGGAAGAAGGUCAGCUUUGACGCUACUACUUCCGGUGUUAACGGCGGAGAACUUGUUCGCGUUGAACCUAGGAGUCCCGAGCCGUCCGCUGAGGAGCUUGGCUUCCUUCGAUCUGUGCGCAAGAGUGGUAGCCUCAAUGGUUUCGAUACUGCUAGUACUACCGAUCGUUCUGAGGAGUCUGACCGCCGUGACCUCGCUGCUGUCCCCGAACGCGCACCACAAACCACCAACGGUGCUACCGUCAAGCGCCUUACCUUCAUCCCCGGGGGUGAUCCUAGGCCUGGUGAGUACUGGAUGCAACCUUCUCGCGCUGAGCUUAGCCGAUUGAACCGCGACCAACUCAAGCAAGUCGUCGACUUCACCGUUGGACGUCAGAACUGUGGAUCUGUCACUUUCAAUGGCCCUGUUGAUCUGACUACCGUUGACCUGGACAACCUUUACACCAAUAUUGUGGAUAUUGGUCUUCGCAAGAUUACUGUCUACCCCGACGAGUCGGUCAAACCUGCCAGGGGCAAAGGACUGAACGUACCAUCUACCCUGCGGAUUGAGAACUCCUGGCCUCGUGGUAGAGAUAAGAAGAGCAACUCGCCUGUCACUAGCGGUCCUCUGUUCGACAAACACAUUGAUCGUUUGCAGAAGGUGGGCGAUACUGAGUUCGUUAAUUACGAGACUGAGACUGGCACCUGGGUUUUCAAGGUGCCUCAUUUCACUACAUAUGGCCUGGACUAUGAUGAAGAGGAAGGUGAGAGUCUUGACCAGAGCACCAUGAGUGCCCAGGGACCUGACCACCCUACCCCCAGGGCUCACUUUGACCACCCCGCGAGUUUCGACCAGUCCACCAAUUUCGAUCAGUCCACUACCUUCUCCAUCGACGAGUCAUUCGUCGGUUCUAUGAUUGGUGUUGAAGAUGAUACUUUCGAUUUUAAGAAACGCAAGCUUGUUCCUGGCUCUUUCGCUAGUCAGGCCAUGCCUGUGGAGAACGAUUAUUUUUCUGAGGGUGAAACCGAGUCUUUUUUAGAGGAAGGCUCCACGGGUUCAACUACUGAGAAUGACGAUGACGUCGUCACCGAGAGCCAACAGUCUGGCGAUUCGGUAGUUGGAUCAGAUGAGGCAGAUGAAAUGGAUAUGGCGGGUGCCUUUCCGACUCCUCAUCGCACCGUGGAGCGGGACGACUACCAGAGCACCAAUGGUGACCUGGAUACCACUUACCCUAUCUCAAAACACUUCGGCAGUCCUGCAAAGCCUCAGCUCGAUCUUAGUGGCGAUUGGGCCGAGCAGCUGCAGCGCACCAUUAGCCCUCGCAAGCAAAACCGUGAUGCCUUGCGUGAAAUGCAGGCAAACGCGUUCAUCGAUCGCAACCUCGUGGAGGACGAGUCCCCCACAACCAUCGCGACAGCCCCUCCCAAGAAAGGUUUCUCGAACAGCAUUGAUCUUAUGAACUCCUUGUUCCAGCAGCCGCGCAAGCAAGUUGCCUCUUCUCCGCUAAAGGCUCCUAAGGCACCCCCAAAGGGCUUUGAGUGGCCUUACAACAAACAACCCAAGACGUUUGCUGGCGAUGCAACACAAAUGAGCGAAUCCGAUGCCGCUUUCCAUGACUCUUUCAAGCCCCGCUGGGGUCCUAUGGACUCCCUCAUCUGCGCGAAAAACGACAUGGAUACAAUCUUAGGGGUCAACCAGACCUGGAAAGAAAGUUUCUCCAUUUUCAGCGAAGAGCGUGACAUUGCAUUAAUGACUUACAACCAAUCUGGCGAGGCCAGGGAAAUGCUCGAGGUCCAACGGCUUCAGUCCUCCAUCCAGCGCAUCGAUGGUGCUCCUUUCGUUCGUAUGGCUAAGGUCGACCUAUCGCAGUUCCCCCUAUCACCUUCUACCCGUUCCCAGUCGGAGGAAGAACGCUUGGUGUGGCAGCUUCUCAACAUCCUUUUCAAUGACGAUAUCGAGGACGACAUCUCGGCAGGUGUACCGGUGCGACUCCGACAGCAAUUUGCGCACCGUAUCAAGAAGGAUCGACUCACACGUCUUUGGGAGGGAAUCAUCCGUGAAAAGCACUCUCAGAAUCUGGAUCUGAUCCGCUCCCCCGUGGAGCGCGCCGUUCACUUGAUUUGUUCGCACCGAGUGGAGGAAGCGUGCAAGAUACUGAUCGACAGUCAAAAUCCGCACCUGGCCACGGUGGUCGCACAGAUUGGCCGCGACGCUACCUCGCGGGCUGACAUAGCGAACCAGAUCGAUGUAUGGCGUCAGAGCAACAUACUCUCGGAGAUGAGUGAACCUGUCCGAGCCCUUUACGAACUGGUUGCAGGAAAUGCUCUCCGCAGCGAGGGCAAAUCGGGUGGUGCGCUUGAAGACCGGGCCUCCACCUUUGGCUUCACCGAGCGGUUUGAUCUAGAUUGGUUCCAGGCCUUUGGUCUUCGUUUGUGGUAUUGCACUGCUGAGGACGAGCCAAUUGAGGUGGCUGUUUUCAAGUUCCUUGAGGACUUGGCCACCGGACAUGAACCCGCCUUCCCCUACCCGUCGCACCAGGCCAGUACACGUGCUGUUCCACAGCCUGGCUCUGAUACCGUUGGGCGUGAAUCUUCUCUUUGGGUUCUGCUUAAGGCCUUCUCGGUGAUUCAAGGUCAAAGCGCCCAAUCCAUUGAAUUCCCGGCAUCUUUCCUUCCCGAAUCCGUCUCUGGUGACCGUCUAUCCAACCGACUCUCUUUCCAGCUACACCACGUUCUCGCUGCGACAGUCGGGCAAAACCAGGCCAUAAAAAUCGACCAACAUCAAACUGACCAACUCGUCUGGGAUUUCGCUUCUGAACUCAGCGCAGGUGGAAAACUUGACCAAGCACUGUUUGUCCUGUUGCACCUCUCCCAAGCCAAAGACCGCAAGCACGCCGUCCAAGAAACUCUCGCCCGGUUCGCCGCUCAACUGCCCGAGCCCUUCGCUGCCGAUGGCUCCUCCCACCCAGCAUGGCAAUAUCUCGUCACUGAGCUCCAGCUUCCCGAGCCCUGGAUCUGGGUUGCCAAGGCCCUGCAUGCUCGCGACAUCGGCGACGCUGCCCGUGAGGUCGAUUGUCUUAUUCGCGGCAAGCACUGGAACGACGCCCACGCCACAUUCUGUCGCAUCGUCGGCCCAAGCACCAUUAUCGAGGGCGACUACCGCACCCUCGAAGCUCUGGUCUCUGGCUUCGGUGACGGACCCGAGCGUAAAAUGCGCGGCUGGGCUUCUGGCGGUGGCGUUUACGAAGAUUUCCUCCGCCUGGUCAACGCCACCAGCGGCCGUCGUGAUCCAACUCGCCUGAACCGCCUGGUGGCUGCUCUUGUUGCAAUGGGCGAUCGCGUCCAGGGAUCUAGCUUGGAAGGAUUGGAGGAGCGUGUUGCAUUUAAGGAGAUGAGCCGGGCUGUUGCCGGCUGGAUUACACACGAGGAUGUUCACUGUGUUGAAUCCUCCGCUGUUUUGGGCUUGCCCUUGACAGGCGAUGCUCGCGUUUUGCAGACCGCAGAGAUGAGCCGUCGGUACUACGGCGUCAUCAUGGCGGGUGGCCAUUAA
Penicillium coprophilum is the source of this 6012-nucleotide messenger RNA. RefSeq lists its product as uncharacterized. Gene Ontology annotation, biological process: post-transcriptional tethering of RNA polymerase II gene DNA at nuclear periphery; RNA export from nucleus; protein import into nucleus. Gene Ontology annotation, cellular component: nuclear pore cytoplasmic filaments; nuclear pore. Bases 1 to 6012 code for a protein of 2003 amino acids. The record is from RefSeq and is a predicted model, not a curated record. Lineage: Eukaryota; Fungi; Ascomycota; Eurotiomycetes; Eurotiales; Aspergillaceae. Gene Ontology annotation, molecular function: structural constituent of nuclear pore. The transcript has 6 exons.